Molecule: messenger RNA, 1107 nt
Organism: Saccostrea cuccullata (small rock oyster)
Lineage: Eukaryota; Metazoa; Mollusca; Bivalvia; Ostreida; Ostreidae
Exons: 5
Coding region: 1-1107 (368 amino acids)
Source: RefSeq, a predicted model, not a curated record
AUGCCAGACAAGACUCCCGACAAUUUGAGUAAGGAAGAGAGAUCCGCCUUACAAUCAUUAAAAAAUGGGGAUGACAUUGUAAUCAAGACAGCAGACAAAGGCUCUACAGUUGUAGUACUGGAUAAAGAGACUUACAUGGCGGAGGCCCAAAGACAACUCUCAGACGAACGUUUCUAUAAGAAACUGGACUCUGACCCUACUAAAGAAUUCUCCACCGCCAUUACCAAAACUCUUGACGAUAUGUUUGAGAAAAAUGAGAUUGAGAAUUUGCCAUCCUAUCUCAAGGACACCACGGACUACAUUAACAAGACGCCCUCUACUGGCCUCCCAGAUCAUACCCUCCUCAUGACUAUGGACGUCACAUCUUUGUACACCAAUAUUCCGCACGAUGAGGGUAUCGAAGCCUGUAGAGAAGUCUGGGAUAGUAGAUCCAUACAAAUUCCUUCUACCGAGUCUCUUGCCAAGCUCCUUGAACAUAAGGAAACCUCUGUGCAAUACAACUACACGGAUUGUAAGAGUCUACACGUAGAAAGUCUGUUACAAUGUGCAAGUCUCUCUAAGGAAAGUAAAAGUGUGACCUUCUUUCAUGUUCCUUCUACAAAGUUUUGUCACUGGGAUUGUACCAUCAUCUACUGUCCGUUCUGGUCAGAAAAACUUACCAAAAUACAGUCAGUUAGAAACGCUGCACUGGGACAAUUUGCACAUUCAUCGUCCACAUUUCCUUAUGACAGUCAUUCGUUUCGAGCAGGUUGGGCCGUAGAUGGAAAGGUUGCCAACUUAAGUUCACAUCAGUGUUUUAUUUCAUACUACGAGGAAAAUCCUUGGAUUCAAAUUCACCUAGGAGGAAAUUAUUUUGUUUCAUUUAUAAGGGUACACAAUCGACAGGAUGGAUUCGGAGAGCGCCUUCACGACCUAACAUUUUGGGUGUUUCAAGGUGCCUACAAUUUUACAGCUUGUGGAUUCUUCAAGGGACCCGGAUUAACGAAACAAGUGGUUGAGAUAUUAUGUGAAGAUACCUUGCCUAGAAACAUUGUUAGACUGCAGAUAACGUAUGGAUCUUAUAACAGUCUUGCCUUAUGUGAGGUUGAAGUCCAUAUCUCUGCAUGA